Aspergillus piperis CBS 112811 is the source of this 543-nucleotide messenger RNA. Its product is annotated as KR-domain-containing protein. Lineage: Eukaryota; Fungi; Ascomycota; Eurotiomycetes; Eurotiales; Aspergillaceae. The transcript has 3 exons. Gene Ontology annotation, biological process: secondary metabolite biosynthetic process; fatty acid biosynthetic process. Gene Ontology annotation, molecular function: fatty acid synthase activity. The record is from RefSeq and is a predicted model, not a curated record. The coding region runs from base 1 to 543 and encodes 180 amino acids.
AUGCAGGACUCGAUGCUGUCAGAUAUGAAUCACGUUUGGUUCGUGAAGGUUAUCACCCCCAAGGUGCAAGGGACCAUCAACAUCCUGGAUUUCUUCAUCAUGUGCUCCUCGUCAGCGGGAGUCAUUGCCAACCGCGGCCAGGCCAAGUAUGCUGCCACCAACACCUUCCUGCAUGCUUUUGCGUGUCAACUGAUGACAGGAGGCUACCCGGCCACCUCGAUCAGUCUGGGAAGCGUGUUCUCAGUGGGUUGGAUCGUAGAGAACCAACUUAGACUCUCCAUCACGCUCGCCUACAGGGCCCUCUGGAAAGACCUUCUAUUCUCUAUCCUGGAAUAUCGUAUAAACCCUGCCUGGGGGGCGGCAGAGUACCCAGACCUGCCACACGGUGGCAGGUCCCAAAUAACCGAACAAGAGGUCGAGGCGACGAUAGACGUUGUGACGCGAGCCAUCGUCGAUAAACUGGCGCGUAUUAUGACACUUUCUGUUCAGGAGAUUAAUCCGCAGCGGUCGCUGGGCUUGUACGAGAUGUAUAUUCCCUGGUAA